Messenger RNA from Danaus chrysippus (African queen), 279 nucleotides. The record is from the annotation of a GenBank genome assembly. Lineage: Eukaryota; Metazoa; Arthropoda; Insecta; Lepidoptera; Nymphalidae.
AUGGCUCGACAAAUUACCAUUGAAGAAGUUAAGAAACACAAACGCAAAAAUAGUGUUUGGAUGAUAAUUCACGACGAUGUUUAUGAUGUGACCAGUUUUUUACACGAACAUCCAGGAGGUGAAGAAUCACUGUUAGACUUUGCCGGCAAGGAUGGGUCCCAAGCAUUUGAAGAUGUACAUCACAGUGAAGAUGCUAGUCGCAGCUACAAAUGGGUGUUUUUAGCGCUGGCCGGAGCUAUCGCGCUAGGAGUUGUGUGGAAGAAAUAUAUAUCAAAAUAA